AUGUCGAUCGCAUCGCGUGGGACGACGACGACGACGCGCGCGCGCGUGGGACGACGGACGACGAGGACGACGACGAGGACGGCGAGAGGCGGUCGAGCGCGAGCGCGGGCGAGCGCGGACGCGGUGUCGCGGGAGUACGUCGUCGACGCGACGGGGGUCAUGGUGCCCACGGGGGAGUACUGCGUGAACCACGCGGAGACGGUGCGGCGGAAGACGCGGACGGUACACGUCGGGAACGUGAAGAUUGGGAGCGAACACGCGAUCGUGAAGCAGACGAUGACGACGUCGGAUACGCGAGACGUGGAGAAGACGGUGGCGGAGGUGAUUCGAUGCGCCGACGCGGGGGCGGAUAUGGUGCGAAUUACGGUGCAGGGGAUGCAGGAGGCGAAAGCGUGCAAGGCGAUCAAGGAGACGCUUCUGGCGCGCGGAUAUACCACGCCGCUCAUCGCCGAUAUCCACUUCGCGCCCAAAGUCGCGAUGAUGGUGGCCGAGUGCUUCGAUAAGAUUCGCGUCAAUCCGGGUAACUUUGCCGACGGACGCAAGACGUUUGAAAAUAUCCUGUACGAGACGGACGAGGAGUACAACGCUGAACUCGCGGAGAUCGAGGAGGUGUUCACGCCCCUCGUGUUGAAGUGCAAGGAGCGCGGCGUCGCCAUGCGCAUCGGUACCAACCACGGUUCUCUCUCCGCGCGGACGCUCUCUCGCUACGGUGAUACCCCGAUGGGUAUGGUCGAGUCCGCUUUCGAGUUCGCGCGCAUCUGCCGCAAGCACGACUACCACAACUUUGUCUUCUCCAUGAAGGCGUCUAACCCUCUCGUCAUGGUUCAAGCGUACCGCUUGCUCUCCCACGAGAUGUACAAGCUCGGCUGGGAUUACCCGCUUCACCUCGGCGUCACCGAGGCUGGGGAAGGCGAAGACGGCCGCAUGAAGUCCUCCAUCGGCAUCGGUGCUCUCUUGCUCGACGGCCUGGGAGAUACGAUUCGCGUAUCCCUCACCGAGGCGUCUGAACUCGAAAUCGAGCCGUGCACCCGCCUGGCCAACCUCGGCAUGAAGGCGUGCGCCGAUAACAUCGGUGUUGAACAAUUCGAGGAAACUCACCGCGACUUCAAGGUUUUCACUCGCCGAUCCGGUGACUUGCCGGAGCAAAAGGAUUCCGACGCGAUUGACUUGCGCAACAUUCUGCACCGCGACGGCUCUGUGCUCGCCGCCGUCACGACGCAGCAACUCGCCUCCGAGGACGGUUUCUACCGCGAGUUGGGCGCCAAGCUCGCCGUUGGUAUGCCACUCCGCGAUAUUGCGACGUGCGACUCCAUCUUACUCAGCGAAGUCCCCCCGGCUUCGGAAGAAAAGGCUCUCAGAUCCAUCCGCCGCCUCCAAGAAAUUGGCUGUGGCGUCAUCGUCCCGGUUGAAGAGCUCAAGAAGAACCCGCUGGAGAACGCGAUCGCGCUCGUCUCCGCCGAUCAAAUCAAUGACCCCCUUCCGGCUGGUGCCGCGCGCAAGGCCGUUACGUUGAACGGCUUCGAGUCCGCCGAGCAAAUCAAGGCUGUGUGCGCCUCCGACGCCGUCAUGGCGCUCAUCAAGACUAAGGAUGGCGAAUCACGCCUCCACUCAUCUCGACGCCUCUUCGAAGAGAUUGCCAACUGUGGCGGUAAAUUGCCCGUCAUUCACCACAUGUUCAUGCCGUCCGGCGAUAGGUCCGACGUCGUCAUCCAGAGCGGCGCCCAAAUUGGUGGCUUGCUCUGCGACGGCCUCGGUGACGGCGUUCUCAUUCAGUACACCGGCGCCGCGAAGGACAUUUCGUUAGACUUCCUCCGUACGACCUCAUUCGGUCUUCUCCAAGGUUCGCGCAUGCGUAAUACGAAGACGGAGUACGUCUCGUGCCCGUCCUGCGGCCGCACGCUCUUCGAUUUGCAAGAAGUCACGGCGCAAAUCCAGGAGAAGACGGGUCACUUGCCCGGCGUCGCCAUCGCCGUCAUGGGUUGCAUCGUUAACGGCCCGGGUGAAAUGGCGGAUGCGGAUUUCGGUUAUGUUGGCGGUGCUCCUGGCAAGAUCGACUUGUACGUCGGUAAGGAAGUUGUCAGGCGCGGUAUCGCUUCGGAAGUGGCGUGCGAUGAACUCAUCGAGCUCAUCAAGGAACACGGUCGCUGGAAGGACAAGGAGGUCGAGGAAGUCGCGGCGUAA
Molecule: messenger RNA, 2181 nt
Organism: Ostreococcus tauri
Lineage: Eukaryota; Viridiplantae; Chlorophyta; Mamiellophyceae; Mamiellales; Bathycoccaceae
Product: 4-hydroxy-3-methylbut-2-en-1-yl diphosphate synthase, bacterial-type
Exons: 1
Coding region: 1-2181 (726 amino acids)
Biological process (GO): terpenoid biosynthetic process; isopentenyl diphosphate biosynthetic process, methylerythritol phosphate pathway
Cellular component (GO): chloroplast
Molecular function (GO): iron ion binding; 4-hydroxy-3-methylbut-2-en-1-yl diphosphate synthase activity (ferredoxin)
Source: RefSeq, a predicted model, not a curated record